CUUGGAACCCGGCUGUCGGCUCGUCCUGCUCCGAUCUGGACUUGGGCUACUAUGUCUGUGUCGACACCAUCGGCUACACAGUGCCGACUACGACAACCUCGGCAGGUAAUGGCAUCACCACGCCCACGCCCUAUGAGCCGGGAAUGGUGAGUGACUGCACUACUUUCUAUUUUGUCCGUUCGGGUGACACGUGCGUGAGUAUUGCUAGUAGUCAAGGCGUAACAGUUGGAGAACUCGAACAGUGGAACCCUAAAGUCGGGUCUGGAUGCACGGGGCUAUGGUUGAACGAUUACAUUUGCGUUGGUGUCUGAAAGGAGAAACAUGAAAUAAUAUGUUCCCUGAGGACAGUGAUUGUAGUAUUUAGGAGAAGCUUGAUGGAAGGCAGGCAAGGGCAGAAGCUUGGAGGGUAGCAGAGAAUGUAUUAGAAAUGUCUGAGACCUCUCAGUCAAAUUGGC
Messenger RNA from Aspergillus welwitschiae, 455 nucleotides. Its product is annotated as LysM peptidoglycan-binding domain-containing protein. The coding region runs from base 144 to 311 and encodes 55 amino acids. The transcript has a single exon. The record is from RefSeq and is a predicted model, not a curated record. Lineage: Eukaryota; Fungi; Ascomycota; Eurotiomycetes; Eurotiales; Aspergillaceae.